Messenger RNA from Esox lucius (northern pike), 3096 nucleotides. Its product is annotated as zinc finger protein 2 homolog. Gene Ontology annotation, biological process: regulation of transcription by RNA polymerase II. The transcript has 2 exons. Lineage: Eukaryota; Metazoa; Chordata; Actinopteri; Esociformes; Esocidae. Bases 242 to 1135 code for a protein of 297 amino acids. Gene Ontology annotation, molecular function: RNA polymerase II cis-regulatory region sequence-specific DNA binding; DNA-binding transcription factor activity. The record is from RefSeq and is a predicted model, not a curated record.
AGAUGUCACCUCAGUAGCUUGCUAGCGAGCAUUACCCGAGCGUAACAGAAAUAUUGCAGCUCUGGAUACACUUUGUCUGUAUGGGAAGUCACUAUAUUUGAAACGAACGUAUAUGUCUUAUCUGUUAGUUUCCCCACCAAAUUCUUAUUUACUUUGUCAGUGUGCAAGCGCGCUGCUAAAGUGACCACCCUGUACUCGUUACUGUUAAAAAGCUACGGUAGUUCUGCUAUCGUCCCCGACCAUGAGCUACGCUGCUAAAGAGGAGGGGGUCCACUGGACUGAGAAAGAGGGUCUGUGGCUUAAUGUGGUCGUGAAAGAAGAGGAGGAAGAGUCCGAUGUCACAAUCAACGGAGAGGAAGACGCGUUAACAGUGAAGGAUAACGAUGGUUAUGAUGAUGAUGGGGAGAUAAGUGUCACUUUGGACGAGGAAAUAGAGACAGAACAAGAAAACGAAGUGAAGACUGAGGAUGUGAUUAACAACAAAGAGGAAUUAGACUCAAAGUCUGACAGAGGGAAGAGUCCUUCAGUGGAACCAGAUCCAGAGAUGCCCAAGCUAGCAAGGCUACACGUAUGUUCCCACUGUGCAAAGACUUUUAAGUGGUUAUCCAAGCUGAAGGAGCACGAGAGAACGCACACAGGAGAGAAGCCCUUCAAAUGCUCCCAGUGUGGAAAGACUUUUACCCAGCUGGGCGGUUUGAACUAUCACGAGAGGACACAUACGGAAAAUGGAAAGACUUUCCCCUUGAAAAGGCAGGAGGGACAACAUACACAGGAGGGAAAGACGUACCACUGCUCUCACUGUGACAAGAGGUUCACCCAGGCUUCACAUCUGAAAGAGCACGAGAGGACACACACAGGAGAAAAACCUUUUCAGUGCUCUGACUGCGGAAAAUAUUUCACCUGGUUAUGGAACCUUAAAAUCCAUGAGAGGACACAUACAGGAGAGAAGCCAUACAACUGCUCCCUGUGUGGAAAAACAUUUACACAGUCCGGGGGCCUGAAAUAUCACGAGAGGACACACAGAGAAAAAAAGACCUACCACUGCUCUCAGUGUGACAAGAUAUUUUCUCGUUUAGGGAACCUGAAGAAGCAUGAGGGAACACACACGGGAGAUCUAUCACUGCUCCCAGUGUGAAAACAGUUUUAGUGAUUCAGGGAACCUGAAAGAGCAUGAAACAAUAUGUACAUUAUAAAAGCCCAUGGCAGAUUGGAAAUCUGUCAAUUUGAGCAAAAUGCCUGCUGGUCUGGAAAAGUUUUGUUUUGUUUUUGGUUGGCAUAUUUUAGAGUAAAUAAAAAUAAACACAGAUGAAAGGAGUUUCUUGGCUAGUGGUCAGUUAAGGCUAUUUUCUCCUAACAGAGACUUGGGCUACUCCCCACCGCCUCUUACAAGAUGGCCCGGCUGGGUUUUCUGUUGAGUUGGGGUCACGCAAACUCCAAUUCAAAAUUGAACACGGCAGAGACGUGCCCUGAAGGUCAUCAGUCAGACUGCCCAGAUCCUUGGAACUUGAGUCUCUAUAAGCGCUUUUACCGACCUCGCAGAAGUAUUCAGAACCCUGACCAGACCUCAUAUACCGCGUAAACAAACCGUACAUUGAUGUUUUCUUCUGUUUGAUGUUUAAUUUUAAAAACACUGAAACUCCAAAUUAAUUAUUGUAAAGUGUCGAGGCUUUUAUGUUGGGACAUUUUUAAAGACAAAACUUUCUUACAAAAUAAUUCAGCCCCACAUUGUAAUAUUUAGCACAGCUGCAUUGCGCUGCUUUAAGUCUUUGGGGGUAAGUGUGUACCAGCUUUGCACACAGUCUAGGGGGGAUCUUGACACCUUCUCCUUGAAAGGUUUUGUUAUGGUAAUUCCAUUAAUAUGAACUCUUUAUGGAAGUGAGUUCAGAGACAAAUUUCUCUUGGGACAGUUAGCAGUGUAUUAUAUAUUUGCAAAUAGAAAGAUGCGUCCUAAGCCUAUCAUAAUAGCCCUGUGAGGAUCUCUAAAUUAAUACAGGACAAUCAUCAGUACUUAAUGAGGAAAAAGGGGUGUGGUAAGAUGCUGCCCUGCUGUCCCAUGUCAAUAAUACACAUUCCCUUUGUUCUGUCAAUACCUUGGUUUUAACCAAGGGGCAGGCUGUCCUCCCCCACAUUAAUCCAAGGACCUUGUGGGUAACCUUUUAAACUCUGAAGGGAAACACAACAUCUGGACAAAGGACAGAAUAAUGAUGGUUUAAACAAUGCUCUACUGGUACCAUUCAAUGAUGACCAUUAACAAAUACCAGAUCCCCCUCUCCUACAUUCAUUUUCUUAUCCAAACAUGGGGACUCAAUACUUUGAACUAGUAACUCAUUCAUACACGUAUAGGACCAAGUAUACAUCAGUUCAAGACAUUUCCCUGACAGUUUGCUACAGAUUCUUCAGGUUGGUUGGAAAAUGCUUGCAGACCACAAUUUUCAAAUUGUGCCUCCGAUUCACUGUUGGACAUUGGCUGUUUUAUUCUUUAGCCACUCUAAUGUUGCUUUGGCCUUGUCCUUGGGAUCAUUAUCUUGCUGAAAGGUGAAUUUCCUCCCAGGCAUCAGUAUUUUAAUGGAAUUAAGCAGGAUCUCUUGCAGUAUUUCUCUGACCUGCAUCCACUCCCAGUCACUGAACUCUAUAGCUUCUUCAAAGUGAUUGUUGCCUUCUCUCACAACAGGUCUCCGUUGGGUUUUGUGUUGGGUUUCGGGGGACGGCCUUGUCUUGCCAGUACCUAGGCGUCGUGAUGCAGCUUCCACUUCCUUAUUCUUAAUCCAACCUUCCUCACUGGGAUAUCCAAAUAUUUGGAUCUUAUUUUGCACCGUUUUCCUAAUGUCUACAUUUGUAUUACUUUAUUUAUAACUUCUGUAGGAUGCUCUUUGGUCUUCAAUUUAUUUAACAUUUGGGCACUUUCUUACGUCUAUGUAAACGGAGAACUUUCAAGCAACAUUAAAACCAAUGUUUGUGUUUUAAAAUGAAAUACCAACCGGAAUGAAGUUGAUUUAUCGUUUGUCAUUCAGCCAUAUACUUUUGCAGGGAACUGUACAUGGCUGAUUCUCCACAGUCUGUGUAUCACACACUAUAAUAAAACACUCAAUGACUCUA